Messenger RNA from Microthlaspi erraticum, 1038 nucleotides. The record is from the annotation of a GenBank genome assembly. NCBI's taxonomy places the organism in Eukaryota, Viridiplantae, Streptophyta, Magnoliopsida, Brassicales, Brassicaceae.
AUGUCGACUCCGACGACCUCUCCGACGACCUCUACGACUUCCCGACGAAAAUAUGAGCGGAAACGUGCAUCUGCUUCCGAAGCAGUAGUAGCUGAAGAAGAGCCGAAAAUGAAGAAGAACAAAACCGAUCAAUUGGCUUCGCCGAGAAACCGGAUCUGGAACGACGAAGAAGAGCUCUCUCUCUUAAUGGGAUUUGUAGGUUAUAGAGCUGAAACAGGACUCCAACCAAACUCUGAUUGGGAUGCUUUUAUCCGUUUCCUCGGAGAUUCCGAUUACAUGGCGGCUGCGAAAUACUCUAAAGAGCAGAUUCGGCGUAAGAUCCGAUCGUUCAAAGAAAAAUUCUUUACUCGCAUGGAGAAAAUCAAUCAAGGAGAAGAAGAGCCCAUCAUUAGUGACGCUUUUAGAUACUCCAACAUGAUUUGGGGCGGAAACGAUUCCGAAAUCGCUAAUCAGAGAGUGAAUCUUAAUCAGGAGGAGACAGCUGAGGAAGAAGACGAGCAAGUUGAUGCUGCUAAUGUUCAGCCUUUAAAUGCUGUCUUCGUUAAUCAGGAGGAUGAACAUAUUGAAGACGUGCAAGUUGCUGCUGCUAAUGUUCAGACUUUAAAUGUGGUCUUGGUUAAUCAGGAGGAGGAACAUACUGAAGACGAGCAAGUUGCUGCUGUGAAUGUUCAACCUUUAAAUGUGGACUUGGUUAAUCAGGAGGAGGAACAUACUGAAGACGAGCAAGUUGUUGCUGCUGCUAAUGUUCAACCUUUAAAUGAGGAGAAUGUGGGAGCGAGAACUGAGUUUGAUUCUGAUAACGAUGCUGCUGAUGAGUCAAACACCGUGAGGGAUGCCUUUGUGACAUUGGUGCCGCAAUCUUUAAGCGAGUCUAAGAAGAAGUGGCAGCUUCGGAACUUGACGAACCUUGGAGCCGGAAAGAGAAGAGAUAUUAGCCAGGAGUGGGAAGCAUUAUCCGCUGAGAAAGUGCAAAUGGAGAUGAAGAAGCUCAGGUUUUUGGCAAGGCUCGUGGAGGCAGCGACAGCGAAUGGUGAAUGA